CCCCGCUCCUCUCCAGGGGGUCCCGCUGUCGCCCCGCUCCAGCGCUCAGGACAACACGAAGCCAGAGCGGGCAGAGCCCCCGGCCGUCCCCGCUGUCCCUCCUCACGUUCCCCGCCCAGCCGAGGGUCCGUCAGCUCCCGGCUCUGCCGCAGCCUGGGUUCCCCAUCCGACCCGCUCAUUCCCGGAUCACCGGCGCCGGGACGGGUCCCUGUUCGCGGGAGGAGUCCCCCCCGCGCUGCCUGACCCGUCCCCCCGUGUCCUGCCCCAGGGCUGUUUGUGCUGGAGCACCACAGCCUGCCCCACGCCAGGUCGGCUUUCCUGACCCCGGAGCAGCUGGGAGGGAUCCAGUUCGACCUGCAGCUGCUGUGGAGCGCUCAGACCUUCGACUCGCCCUCCCAGCUCUGGAGAGCGACCAGCUCCUACAACAGGUUCUUGAUCCCCAUCGCCUUCCAGCAGACAAACCGCCCGGUUCCUGUCGUCUGCUCCCUGAACACGGAGUUCCAGCUCUGCAACAACGAGAAGGUGUUUCUGAUGGAUGCCACCAAACCCGGAAUGUCCCUGGCAGAAAUGGAUUACAAAGGGGCUUUUUCAAAGGGGCAAAUCCUUUACGGCCGCGUGCUCUGGAACCCCGGACAGAACCUGAACGCCGCCUACGAGCUGCAGCUGGAAAAGGUCUAUCUGUGCACGGGCAAGGACGGGCACGUGCCUUUCUUCGACCCGACUGGCACCGUCUAUAACGAGGGGCCCCGGUACGGCUGCAUCCAGCCCAACAAGCACCUGAAGCACCGAUUCCUGCUCUUGGACCGAACGCAGCCCGAGGUGACCGAUCAGUAUUUCCACGACGUGCCUCUCGACGCCCACUUCGCUUCCGACCUGGCCGAGUUCCGCUCCGUCAGCAGCGUGCCCGGAGUCGACGGCUUCACGCUCAGGGUGGACGCUCUCUACAAGGUCCGUGCCCAGGGGGUCGGGGGCCCCAAAACUCCCGUCUCUGCCCGGGACGUCCCGGGUUCACUGGGUGAAUGGCGGGCGCCGGGCCCGACGCCGCGCAGAGACACCGAAUCCGCGCUGGGAGGCUCUGGCAGGAUUUUAUAUCCCGAUUUCCCCAGACGGGCCGUAUUUGUCCCCCAGUGGCCUGUGUCUGUUGUACCGUAA
Messenger RNA from Columba livia (rock pigeon), 1152 nucleotides. Its product is annotated as extracellular matrix organizing protein FRAS1-like. The transcript has 4 exons. Lineage: Eukaryota; Metazoa; Chordata; Aves; Columbiformes; Columbidae. The record is from RefSeq and is a predicted model, not a curated record. The coding region runs from base 532 to 1152 and encodes 206 amino acids.